AUAUGGUAACACUGAAAGCUAAGAAGGAAGAUGGCAGCUCAGAGCAGAUGAAUGGUCACAUCUCUGAAAACAUAAAUAUUUGUGGGAAACAAGAUGUCAGACUGGGGGGCCAUUUUUGCCCAGGGCCGGGUUAUACCACACCACGUGCAGAGAUGGAAGCACAGCGCUGGCGACUCGGCCGGAUUUCAGAUUUUCUUGGGAACUCUGGAAGGAAUUCCGAAUAAUCAGGGGACCUCUGAGGGAAAUGCUGACGCUCAAUAUCAGGUCCGACUUUCUCUGUUUGAUUUCCCUUACCACCAUUUCUUUGGAAGGACUUGGAAAAGUUCAGUUAAGCCACUGAAAACUCUCUCGGGUCAGACAUCAAAAGUCUUCUUCAAUGAGACCAUUUACUUUCAUACAUCCUUGAACGAUCCUAACAUUGUUAUUGUGGCUGAAGUGAUCGCUAUAUCCAAAAAGAGAGAUGGAACCAGGCAGGAGUUAUCAUGCGGUUUUGGGCUCAUCCGGCUCCUUAUCAACCAGCCAGAUGAAGACACAGCCAGUCAAAGCAAAAGAAUAUCGCUUGCUAGCAAGGAAGCAGCAAAUAAGAGACAUUUUGCUGGUCUGGCCAGCAGAGGAGUGAACAGACACAUGACGUUGAUUGAGAAAAGCCACAUACAGUACAUUGUACGGAGACACAAUGGGCUGCAAGAUAUAUUCCAUCUACUUCCUCCAAACGCCCUUGUAUCCGGAUCAGAGAAAAUCCCUGGCAUUCUGCAUGGAAGAGAUGACACAGGAGAUGCCUUGAAGAAACCGCACCUCCAGAAAACGAUCACUUGUCACUUAGACAGACUCUAUCUGAUGAUGUAUCCAUCACUAGAGAAGUUUGAAGAAGAAUUGCUUAUCCUGGUUAAUAGUGAUUGCUUGCCUAAGGGGAGCCCCAUUGCCGGCGGGACUCCUGUUUCAAUCCAAGAGCGGAGAUUACACAUUGGUGUUCACAAUGGCUGGUGCUUUGUGCAGCCGUCUCAGGUUGUGGUGGUAACACCGGAGAACCGAACCAUAAAGGGACAUACCGUCUCUAGCCUGAGAAAAAAACAGACCAGCAGUCAGACACUAAGUUCUACAGCUCUGGUACUAAGGAGCCGCAUACGCCUGCCUGAAAUGGUCAAUGACCCAAGAUUUGCCAUCGUCUUCCUGCUGGAGUAUGUCUUCUGCGUACCUAGUGGUGUCGGCGGCAAGGUUGCCUUGGCAUCAGUGCCAAAUACAUCCUACAUGCGCAUGAUACGUUGGGCCUCCUGGAACCAUCUUUUAGGAGCUGGGGCAACAGAAGUGACUGUAUCUCUUCAAGGUGGACCACCAGCAAAUCCCAGUAACAAUCUGGUAUACAAGAUUCCCCCAACCAACAUGAGCUCAGACGAGGUGCAGCAAGUGGAAGGUGGAACCUUGUUUUUUAACUUUAGCUUACGGUCUGAACGUCAGCUCGACGACAACGAAUCCGUGGUCAGCCUGUCCCAAGAGCUUGUCCAGUCCAAGAAGAAAGUUACCCUGGGGAAUGCAAAGACAAUGGCGCCAACAUCGGUCAACCUUCAGGAAUCUCAGAUAGGACCGGCGCUGUCGAUAUCCCAGCUGACUACAUCAUCUCGCUAUCCAACCAUAAGUCACUCAUCUAAAAUACCUUUACAGCAAGUCCCCAGCCAGCUCAUUCCUUCACCAAUGGCCUUUCAGCUGUCUCAUGCGGAGAUCCCGGGAGCCAGCGGCAUUACUCACCUUGAAGCGGAGAUGGGUGACCAUAACCUGGAAUACUCCAAUGCCGACCAUCUUCAGGAGUUGGCCUUCUCCCCUGUUCAUGCUCCUGUUGUUGCAAUGGGGACUCAGACUGGGAGCACUACCUCCAUUUUGUCCCGAGCCGCCCUGGCCCGUCUCCACUCUGUCGGCUUCCCUGAAAUUUUGGACUGCAAUAAUGAAGUGGCGGAAGUGGACGAUCCGUCGAGUCCGGUGAACUUCAACCCUCAGAGAGAAGAAGCUGAUUAUCUGCAGUGCAAUGAAAUAGUCCUGCAGUUCCUGGCCUUCAGCAGCAUACAAGAACGUAACUUGCCAAUGAACUGGCCGCAGACCGUUUACUUCACCUUCCAGUUCUACCGAUUCCAGCCAGUAACGACUCCUCGCCUACAGCUAGUACAAGUUCACUCUAAAGGGGCAUCGCGGACCGAAACCCCAGCCCGGGUGAUAGUGUCGGUUAACAAGGACGGCUCGAUAAACCAGGGCUGUCCGGGCUAUCAGCUGAAGUACAUGGUGGAUCCUGGAUCUCUGAAGCCAGGAGAACAGCGCUGGUUUUUACGUUAUCUGGCUCUGCAAACUCUUCAGAUUGACGUUUGGGAUGGAGACUCCCUGCUGCUCAUUGGGUCAGCAGCUGUAGAAAUGAAGCAUUUGCUACGUCAAGGCCGCACCGCAGUUCAGGUGGCUCACGAGCUGGAGGUCAUCACGACGGAAUACGAACAAGACUUGAUGGUCAUGAGCGGUGAUAUCUCAAAGCAAGGCGUCGUUAAACCCAUUGGAGUUCACACAGUUAUUAAAGGAAGACUCCACCUCCGCAUGGGCAAUGCUGGUCAUCUUUUGGACCAGAAAUUAAAGAGAUCCGAAUCUCUUCCCGCAUCAAGGUCUCGCAUCAUCACCGCUCAUGACGGAAGGAGUAGCUUUCGUGGAGGCAGCUUCUUUUCAAGCCGAACCUUGGCCACCAGGAAAAAUGUUUCCCAGGCUCAGAAGCUGGCCGACUUAGACAGCGAAUUGGCAGCCAUGUUGUACAGUCGAAUGAAGGAGGCUAGCAUGGCCUACCAGCAGCCAAACAGUGAGACCGAUGCCGCUCACAGACGCAAGAUGGAGAGAAUGAUGGCGGUCAGACAGCUCGAGUCCCAAGGGGACCUCGGCAACACAAAAUCAUUCUUAUUGUCUCCACACGAGGAGCGCACUCAGCACACUAGAGAUUUGCAGAUCAUUGAAGCAUACAGAGAGCGCACCAAAGCAGAGUGUAUCUCCAGUAUGCUGAAUGAGGCGAUUACCUCAAAUUACACUGUCUAUGCUACUCUGGGCACGGCGGAAUUCUUUGAGUUUCAGCUGAAAAACCCAUACAACGUACAGUACACCGUCUCUAUUGAGAUUGAUCACGCCGACCUCAGGGUGAUUGUGAAUACGCAGGAGUGGAGACAUUUUAAAGAACUGACAAACACAACAACACCCAUAGAGGAGAAUAUGUUUCACAUCGAUCAGCAAAGUGUUUUACCGCAACUGUACUUGCGACCUAAAGAGACGGUUUAUGUUCCAUUCACAUAUCAGACCUUCUCCUUGGACCAUACCACUAUGCUGCAGAGUCCUGGCAUUUCCAGUUCUCAUAAGGACACAGUGUCACAGUACAAGUCCAACACCAUGUCUUCCAAAAUCAUUAAGGUCUCCUUUAAGACAUCAGAUGAAAAGCCUAUUGCCAUUCUUCGGGUGAAUGUGGAACCUCAACCGCAUGUUGUCGAUCAGACAUUCCGAUUCUAUCACCCAGAGUUGACGUUCUUGAAAAAGUCCAUCCGGCUACCACCAUGGUAUUCCCUUCCAGGAGCUCCGGUUGGAACACCAGGAGGGGAGCCAGAACUGUUUGUACGCUGCAGUGACCCCAACAUUAUCUGUGAUACAAAGAAACUGGGUCAUGGAGAACCCCAAGAUGUGUUUGUGAAAGUUGCUGGAGGGCCCAGCCCGCAGAUUAAGAAGUUCUUUAUUGUUAUUUAUACGGACCGAUGGCUGGCUGCUCCAAUCCAAAUCUGGCAGAUCUACGUCCAUUCCCUGAAAAGAGUGGACCUCGGCUGUGUAACUGGCCAGCUUACGCAAAUGUCUCUGGUCCUUCGAGGGACACAAGUGGUGCGCAAGGUCAGGGCGUACACGUCUCACCCGCAUGAACUGAAGGUGGAUCCGGAAGAUGUGUUUGUGCUUCCACCGAACGGCAUCCAAGACCUUCACAUCGCAGUGCGGCCAAACAAAGCUGGCAGCAGAUUCAUCUACCUCAACCUAGUAGACGUGGACCAACAUCAGCUUGUAGCCUCCUGGUUAGUCUGUGUAGUUAGCCGGAAUCCCGUUAUUUCCAAGGCCUUUGAAAUUAUGAUUCCCUCUGGAGACAAGGGCUGCAACAAAAGGAUCACAUAUACAAACCCCUAUCAAGUAAAGAAGAGGUACACCCUCCAAACAAACAGAGCGGACCUACUGCAGUUUAAGGAAGACUCCUUUGAGGUGGGAGGCGGGGAAACCUACACCAUUGGACUGCGCUUUGCACCCAGCGACAGCAGCGGGUUGGAAGAAAUUCUCAUAUUUAUCAACGACCAUGAAGAAAAAAAUGAGGAGACUUUCUGCGUCAAGGUCAUUUACGAACAAACAAAGAAAUCCCUUUGA
Nanorana parkeri is the source of this 4398-nucleotide messenger RNA. It is a transcript of the gene NPHP4, whose product is annotated as nephrocystin 4. Bases 94 to 4398 code for a protein of 1434 amino acids. Gene Ontology annotation, cellular component: cytoskeleton; ciliary basal body; non-motile cilium. The transcript is spliced from 30 exons. Gene Ontology annotation, biological process: protein localization to ciliary transition zone; negative regulation of canonical Wnt signaling pathway. Lineage: Eukaryota; Metazoa; Chordata; Amphibia; Anura; Dicroglossidae. The record is from RefSeq and is a predicted model, not a curated record.